AUGUUUACACUGGAUCGAAAGCGACUCUUGAACCGUCGUAAUGGCCGUAAGGUAAAAGAACCAACAAAUAAAGCGAUUGGCAUGGCUCUGUUUCGUUUUUCGUUAUCAUUUUUUCGACAUGCGUUAAAUUUGCAAGUUUUUGGAGCACAGCAGCGAAUUAGAUUAGCAAAUGUAGUGAAGAAACGUUUUUUCUCAGCUGAACCGGCUUCUAACUCUAGUGCAUGUCGCUUGGAUUUGCUGAUCACAAAUCUCACUCAGGAAAGCAACCUCGAAGGGGCUGAAAUCAGUACAGUUACGAGUGUUGAAGGCCUAAGAAAGAUUUGCUCAAAACUGGAAGGUCCAAUCAGUGGUGAAAUUUCAGUAAGAGUUUUAGCACGUUUUGCAGAACUUGCUAAUGAAAGUGUCGGUAUUCAAAAAGCAGCUGUUUAUUUGAAAAAAGGAUUGUUGGCCGAAAUAGAAAAAACACUGAAAAGUGAAAACCUGAAUAUGAACUCGACGCUUGAAACUAUGUGUGCAUUAGUUAUUCUCGAACUUACCCAAGAACCCAUCUUUGAAACAUUGACUGAUGUAUUAAGACAACAGUUUUCCACUGAUGUGUUCUCUGUUCCGGUCUCACCAUUGGUCCGUUUAGCUGCUUUGGUAAGCAGUAAAAAGAUCCGCCUACCCGACGAUUUAUUUCGUCAAUUGAGGGAAUGGUUGCAGUUGAAGGCAAGUGAAAUAACAGAGCCAAAAGAUAUCGUUUCUAUGAUUGUAUGUUGGAAUAAAAGCGACAAUUGGUUCAACAUAUUUGUUGAAAAAGCAAAAAGCUGUAUAUCUUUUAUGUCUUCCAAUGAACUGAUUGGGAUGAUGUCAAGUUUGGCAAACAGUUCGAGUCGACCGCCCCAUGUUUUGCGUCUCAUUUGCAGUGCUUUCGAACAGAAUAAGAAGGGCUUGACGGUGGACCAGCUCGUUUUAUUAGCACAAUCAGCUGCAAAAUUACGAUUCAUGGAUAAUAGACUUCGACGAAUUAUAGCUGAAGAAACUUUUACUAAUAUCAGUCGUUUUACUAAUUGGUCACAAAUUAAUGCGGUCGUUCAUUCGAUGACGAAAUUACAUAUUGGCAAUCUCAAAACGUGGAAUGCUAUUGCUGCAUGGAUCAAUAACAAUCAAAUGAAUGCUGCUCCUGCCGAAUUAUCAUAUGCUGUGCAUUGGUGUGCAAUUGGUGGCAAAGGUGAUUUAAUUCAAGAAGCCAGUGGAUAUUUAUGCGAAAAACUGGCUUGCUCAAGUAUUGAUUCACCCAAGACGUGGCUUAGCACAGUCUAUGCUUUAGCAGCAUGCGAUAGGUUGAAUGGUUUUCGAAAACUAAUGGCUGUAACAACUAUUGCUCAAGUACAGUAUUUUUUAAAACUGAUAUUAAAUAAAGCAUAUCAAGGACCUUCAGUAGAUAUUUUGGAUCUAAUGCAGUUCUCGUCAACAACUUUGAAUGAUAUGGCUUUGAAACUGCGUUACGGGAAGGGUGAGGAAGGUAAUGUUCGAUAUUUUCAUUCAUUGUUGCAUAAACUGGUUGCCGUGAAUUCACAUGCAUUUCCUCCAACUCUUACUGAGGAUGGAAUUUUUGUUAAUGCAGUUAUCAAGCUUGAUGUUAAAGCGAAUGGUUUUGUUCCACUGAGUCAUUUUGAGGAAACGAAGGUACCUCGUUUGGCUGUGAUUUAUCUCUCCUGGAAAGAUCGCACCUUACCAUAUGAUGAUAACGAUAAGAGCACUCUGAUGGGACCACCAUUGCUAAAUCUCCGCUUGCUGAAAGCCAGAGGGUUUAUUCCUGUGUUAUUUUCACAGGAUGACUUCGAUUCUAACACAUCGUUAAAGCAACAAUUCACUCGUAUUAAAACAAAACUUGAAGAGGCCUCAGAUGAUAAUGGAAGUAGAUAG
This is a messenger RNA of Acanthocheilonema viteae, 1908 nucleotides long. Lineage: Eukaryota; Metazoa; Nematoda; Chromadorea; Rhabditida; Onchocercidae. The record is from the annotation of a GenBank genome assembly.